UAUAGCACCAUGGAACUGAAUGACUCGCAUCUUGGAAAGAAGGACUAUUGGGAUAAUAUCUACGUAACAGAGCUUGAUAACUACAAGAAUAACCAGGACGAUGUUGGUGAGAUAUGGUUCGGCGAGAGAACGGAGCAGAAGAUUGUCGACUGGUUGGUGGAUAACGUCGACAGUGACUGCUCUCUUGCUGAUGUCGGAACGGGGAACGGGCACCUUCUCUCCUUGCUGGCUGAGGAGGGAUUUUCUAAUUUAACAGGUAUUGAUUACUCGGCAUCGUCGAUAAAACUAGCAGCAGAAAUCAACUCUGACUAUCCUCACAUAAAGUUUAUCUGUCUUGAUGUGAUCAACUCAACCACUUCUCAUCUCAGACAUGAUGUUUGUGUUGACAAAGGAACUUAUGAUGCCAUCAGUUUGGCGAAUACAUCUGCAGCCGACAGGAUAACUUACAAACAACGUAUUCAUUCCAUGGUGACUCCAGAGACGGGCAUGUUCGUGUUAGCCUCAGUAAACUGGACAGUGGAGGAGUUGUCAGAGUUCUACUCGGACUAUUUUACUCUGGACCAUGUCCUCCCUUGUAAGAAGUUUACCUUCGGUGGUAUAACCGGUCAGGAUGUUAGCAUAGUUAUCUUUAAACCUAAACAAACUGAAUUAUGAGAGAGGUUUUAGAGGUAGUCUAGACAUUUUAGGGGGUCAUAUUUAUUGAAAUAUUAUCUUUAUCUGUAUUAUUUUA
Bolinopsis microptera is the source of this 730-nucleotide messenger RNA. Its product is annotated as EEF1A lysine methyltransferase 2-like. The record is from RefSeq and is a predicted model, not a curated record. Bases 10 to 654 code for a protein of 214 amino acids. The transcript has 6 exons. Gene Ontology annotation, molecular function: protein-lysine N-methyltransferase activity. Lineage: Eukaryota; Metazoa; Ctenophora; Tentaculata; Lobata; Bolinopsidae. Gene Ontology annotation, cellular component: cytoplasm.